Molecule: messenger RNA, 7043 nt
Organism: Caretta caretta (loggerhead turtle)
Lineage: Eukaryota; Metazoa; Chordata; Testudines; Cheloniidae
Source: RefSeq, a predicted model, not a curated record
GAGCGAGCGAGCCCCUACCUUUCCCAGCUACUCCGCACGGAGAGGCGGGGAGGCCGGUGCUGAGCCUUUCCACCCAGGGAGCAGCCGCCAAGGACUUUGGGGGUGUUUGCUUUUUUUUUUUUUUUGCUCUUUUUUUUAAAAAAGAGCCAAGUUGAAAUUCGCAUCCUCCUCGCUCCUGCGAAAGAGUCUUUCCCGCGGCUGCCCCCAUCCCCGCUUGGAGCAGCCGCUCGGAGGAGGAGGGGAUUAAGUUUGUGUGUGUGUGUGUGUGUGUCAUUUUAAGGUGGAUCUCAGGCAGCAAGAGCCCCGGAGAGAGAGAGAGAGAGGAGGCGAUCGAUAAAGGGAGAGAUGCAGCGCUGAGAGGAGAAGGCGGCGGCGGCUGCUGCAAGCUGGGGGGCUUUGCUCCCUGUGGAUAUUUGGAGCCAAGGCAGAGGAAGAAAACAUAAUCAUCACUGAAAAUUUGCAGAUGACAUACAGAUUGGGGGAGUGGUAAAUAAUGAAGAGAACAGACUGCUAAUACAGAAUGAUCAGGAUUACUUGGUUCUUUGUUCCUAUUGCUGGCCUCCAUCUAAGGCUUUAUAGAAGAGAAGGCUAUCUUCUUCACCCAUUCUUGUCAUCUUCCUCCACCGCUUCUUCUCUAGAAGAUGUUUCCAGAGGUCUGUUAACUUUCAGUGCAGCCUUUUGAUCACGCUUCAAUCUCGAUCCUGCGAAGAGAAACGUGGAGAAGAGGGGAAGAGAGGUGCAGUUCAGACUUGCACCCCAGAUCUCUUCAAAAAAAAAAAGAAGAAGAAGAAGAAAAAAAGAGGCCAAUACUAAGCAUCUUUGUAAGAGAAAGGAACAGAGUCCACCUUCCACAGAGAGAAAUAUGCAAGCAGCAGGGAGCCAGACGGGAUCCUAGAAAUAGCAGCAGGAAGCCAAAGAGGUUUAUAGUGCCGUUAUGCACUCAGACUCCUGUGAAUUUUCCUGAGUUCUUGGAGGACUGCUUUGCUUUUUGAAUCAGAAAGUUACAAAAUACAGUAAAGAAUGGCACUUGUGGAUAAACACAAAGUCAAACGACAGCGAUUGGACAGAAUUUGUGAAGAAGUCAAUUGUUUCAUUCCAAUGCCGAUUCCAAGUAAGCAUACAAAUAUCGGCCGUUCUCAGAGCUGGGAUGCUGCAGGAUGGUAUGAAGGCAACUGGGAGAAUGAAAAUGCAUUUGAAUAUCAGAGACCAACAGGGAGAAGAAAUUCGCUGACUUACGGUGGAGAAGGAGGUUGGUAUGAGCAGCCAAACCAUAGACUGCAUGAUAUCAUCUUGCAAGGAGGCGCUGAAUUGAAGCAAGAGCCGUACCCAUAUCAGCAUCCAGUUUUUAACCAGGGUCCCUUACGGAAGGGUUCUGUUCCUGACUUCACUUACUACGACAGACAGGCUGCAACGUCUGGACGAAGCUCCUUGCCAUCUCAGGAUUAUUACAGUGACCCAUCUUUAGCCGCUAGAUCACCUAAAGAUCCACACUACUAUAGAGACCACAUGAUUAAUAGAUCAUUACCGAAUUAUGGGAUUCCCGGUAGCAGAUUGGCUUGGGAUCAGGUACAAGGACGGUCACCUGCCCCACACGAAGCCAGCCGUAUGUAUAGGGAUCCCAUGAGUAAAAUGAUCCAAGAGGGGCAGAGAAUGCGAAACCGAGAUCCUUCUCCUGCAAGGUAUGGUGUUGAACCGCCCACCCCUAGAUAUGGAACAGAACCACCAUCUUUUCCCAACAGGCAGGUCUAUAGUGAUACAGCAGAGAGACCUAUAGAGUCUGCAGCUGCUAGACAAACUACUCCAACGUGCUUGGUGGUUGAUCCGAAUUCUGCUACUGUUGUUGAUGGGAGCAUAGGUCCAUCUGCCGUUGCUGUAAAUCGUGGUUAUGGACCCAUCAGGGAAAAUGUCAAUGCAAAGAUUUCUUAUGAUAGUUAUGAAACUGCCAUGACUCCUUCCCAUUCUCAGGUGCCCACAGCUUUCGCAGGACAAGAAAUUAAAAGAAACUUUGAUCCGGAGUUCCUAGCACUUCUGCGUUCAGAAGGCGUGUCUGAAAGUACAUUCAAUGCUUUGCUGCAGCAAGGCUUUGAUUCUCCAAGCCUGCUCGCGAUGAUGGAAGAGAAUGAUAUAAAAUCUGUAGCUCCAAAUCUUGGACAGGCAAGGGUGCUUUCCCGCAUUGCCCAUAACUACAAAACAGAGAUGCAGCUACAAAGGCAUGAUGGGAAGAACAGCACACUCCGUCCCAGGACCAGAUCUAACAGCUUUAGUCAUCGAAGUGAACUGCUGCAGAAUGCAUAUGGCAUGCACCCUGCCUCUGGUCCCGGUGUAGAUGGCACAACUAUGCAGCAAGCACCUCCUCCUUCUCUACAGCCAGUAUCACCAAGAGUUGGAGAAAUAAAUCGUCGCCCAUCCAGUGCCCCGACACAGCACCUUCUGGAAACUGCAACUUAUUCUGCAUCUGGAGCAGCUCAUCAAGGUGCUCAUUUUCUAGCUAAUUCUGGCUACAACGCUCCUUUACCAUGCAACAUGCACACUCGUCCAGUGUCUGCCUAUUCCACUCCAACUGGAUUACCAGGGACUACAGCACAGACUAACCCACAUGCAAAUCCCAAAACAGCAUAUCCAACUACUUACACAGUGCCCAUGGAGCUGCUGAAGAGGGACCGAAAUACAUCAAUGUCCCCAGUGCAUAGCCCACACAGCAGUCCUCAACUUCUCCGAAAGCAAGGAGCCCAAAUGGAUUCCACCCUGGUGCUUGCUGGCCCAAGUUUUCACAUGCAACAUUCUCCUUAUCAGAAACUCACCAGACGCACUGGACCACCAGUUAUUGUCUCAACCAUGGCAUCACCUGAACCAAGUAUUCGCCCACAAAUAAUGAAUGGCCCUAUGCAUCCUCGUCCUUUGGUGGCUUUGUUAGAUGGAAGGGACUGUACAGUGGAGAUGCCAAUUUUGAAAGACUUGGCUACUGUUGCAUUCUGUGAUGCACAAUCAACUCAGGAGAUUCACGAGAAGGUAUUAAAUGAAGCCGUUGGGGCAAUGAUGUACCACACUAUCACCCUCACCCGAGAAGAUCUAGAGAAGUUCAAGGCCUUAAGGGUCAUCGUUCGAAUAGGUAGUGGAUAUGACAACAUCGAUAUCAAAGCUGCAGGGGAGCUCGGGAUUGCUGUCUGCAAUAUCCCGUCAGCAGCUGUGGAAGAGACUGCAGAUUCCACCAUAUGCCAUGUCCUAAACCUCUACAGGCGGAACACUUGGCUGUAUCAAGCACUGAGGGAAGGGACCCGGGUGCAGAGUGUGGAACAGAUAAGGGAGGUGGCCUCGGGAGCAGCUCGGAUCAGAGGAGAAACUCUCGGCCUCAUUGGAUUUGGUCGCACUGCGCAGGCAGUUGCCGUUCGAGCCAAGGCAUUUGGAUUCAGUGUGAUAUUUUACGACCCAUAUCUGCAGGAUGGGAUAGAGAGGUCUCUGGGCGUCCAGCGAGUCUACACACUCCAGGACCUACUAUAUCAGAGUGACUGUGUAUCUUUGCACUGUAACCUUAAUGAACAUAAUCACCACCUUAUCAAUGACUUUACGAUUAAGCAGAUGAGGCAGGGCGCAUUCCUAGUAAACACAGCACGCGGCGGGCUUGUGGACGAGAAAGCCUUAACUCAAGCCCUGAAGGAAGGAAGGAUACGAGGAGCAGCGCUUGAUGUGCAUGAAUCAGAGCCAUUUAGUUUUGCUCAAGGCCCAUUGAAAGAUGCUCCUAAUUUAAUUUGUACUCCACACACUGCUUGGUACAGUGAGCAGGCAUCCUUAGAGAUGAGAGAGGCUGCUGCUACUGAAAUCCGUCGCGCAAUCACAGGUCGCAUCCCAGAAAGCCUAAGAAACUGCGUGAACAAGGAAUUCUUUGUCACAUCAGCCCCAUGGUCAGUAAUAGAUCAGCAAGCACUUCAUCCAGAGCUCAAUGGUGCCACAUACAGAUAUCCACCUGGCAUGGUCAGUGUCGCACCUGGAGGGAUUCCAGCAGCAAUGGAGGGCAUCAUACCUGGAGGCAUUCCUGUUACCCACAAUCUUCCAACAGUGGCACACCCUUCCCAAGCUCCAUCUCCUAACCAGCCCACAAAACAUGGGGACAACAGGGAGCACCCUAAUGAGCAAUAGCAGCUAAUUCAAAAAUUAUUCAAUAAACUUGGGACCAAGAGACAUUGGAAAAAAGUUAUACAGGAACUAAGAAAGGAAUUUGAUACAAUAUUUGUAAUGUUGAUUUUGGACAGAUGCAUCAUUGAUGUUCCAGUAUUAAACUACAAUGCGAUAGCAGUCAAGACUGGGGAGAAACCCUGAAGAAGUCACCUGCUUUACUGAAGUGCUGACAACUAGGAUAAUAUACAUUAAUGAUCAGCUUCGGUUACUGUGUGUUAAGUUUCCUUCAUCUGUGCAUCAGUCACAAGAAUAAAAUAGAUUUCCCCUUCUCAGCCCUUGGGAAUAGCAGGGCCUAUUCACCUGUAUUUACAGCAAUGCCUCAAGCAAACCGUAAGAAAUUUAAGAGGAAACCAUCAUGUGGCUUCAGCCUUUUCUUUAUUCACUUGUCCGGUUACCUCUUUUUACAGGAGGAGAAAAUACUGGCCUAGAGCUGAGAAGAAAACAAAUGUCUUGGUGCAGUCCUAGCUGGCCAGUAAUAUACAUUGAAAGUUCUCUUUAUAAAGUUUAAUUAUAGCCAUUCAGGCCAGGAAGGUUAGGAUGGGGGGGGAAAGGUGUCAGAGUUAAAUAGCUCCCCUCCUAUCACAUGAAAGAAAGGUUUCUCUCAUCUGACCGACACACUGAAUAAAGUAGCUGUAAAUUCAGUAUGCCCCCCUCAGUGAUGCAAAAAAAAAAAAAAAGUAUUGAGUUUCACACACUAUUUGUACUCAAAUAUAUUUUCUCAGUUUUAAAUCUGCAGCUAUUUUAUUGAGUGCAAAUGUCUUGAGCUGGAAAGGGUUCAAGAAAAAUAAUGUUGCAUUUCCUUAUGUCUCAGGAAACACUUUUUAUGGUAACUUGUCAGACUGUCUAUGAACAAAACCCACUUUUUUAGACAUUGAUAAGAGUCUUCUUUUCUUCACGUGAUAUUUUAUACAAGGACACUUCAAAAAUGUGUUAUUAGAUGUGACUGAUUUUAACAAAUCCUAUUAGAUUUGUAUCAACUAGUUACAUGUUAUAUUCAUAGUCUUUUGUGAAUCAUCGCCUUUUUGUUUAAAAAGAUGGCCUGUUUUGAGCCUUUGUAUGGGGGGAGGGGGGGUAACAUUCCUGUUUCUGUGACAAAAAAAAAUCUUAAACUAUCCCAAACAAAGAACAAUGGCUAUCAGAAGAAUGUUUUGUUUUAGUGUGUUACCGUUAUUGUAUUUGUUUAUUGUGAAGGUGGACAUUUAGCGUUCAGUGCAGUUUUCAAUAAAAAGUGAUAAAAUUUCUAUAAUUUCUGAAAUGUAGAGCCCUCAAUGCAAUUUUAAUAUGGUUAAAAAUAGAAACCCUUUGAGAAUGUAAAGUAAGUUAUGCUGUUAUGAUCACAUGUAUUAGUACCCACCUCAUAAAAAGACCUCAUGGCUGCACAACUCACAGUGAGGUAGGGCAGAUCUUCAGCUGCUGUAAAUUGGCAAAGCUCUAUGACAGUUUACACCAGCUGAGGAUCUGACCCUAAAUUUCUACUCCACAUGUAGAUAUUUAUAAUUUAGAAAUGCUGGAGAAACUAAAUUUAACCUUGCUGAUUCCUUAGUCAGUUCAGUUUUAGAAAAACUUGCCUAUGUUACCUUCUGCCCCAUGACUUUUUAUUUUUCAGAAAAAUAGGCACUUUGGAUACAUACCUCGCUAAUAUUUAAAUUCUGUGCAACUUUCAUUUAACCUACAUAUUCAAGAAACUCACCAUCAUGAAUACUGUGCUUUAAGUUUCUGGAGAAUCAAGUUUAAGCCUGACUGAGCACUAGGCAGCUUCAAACUUCACUGCAUGGAGGGCCCAUCCUUGUAUUACUGCAGUGCCCUUUUAAAAUGAAUCAAUGCCAACAUCAGCUUGAAUAGAUGGGGCAAAUAACGACAUGGGAAAAAACAACUGAAACCAAAAUUUCUAGUAGUUACAAAACUGUAUUUUUGUUUGUUUUAAAUUAAAUGGAAAGCUAUUUACCAGCUUCAAACAUGUUACAAAGAGGUCACAUUUCAUAGCUGUGUGACUAUCCUUUUGUCAAUGAUCUAACAGAGCAAGUAUGAAUGAUUAUCCAUAAACACCAGCAUAGAGAAAAACCAGGAGAAUAAAACAGGUUAGUCAGAGAGGACAUUUGGGAAACACGAAAAUGGAAGAUAAAACAUUUAAUUCAUGUUGUCAAGGUUUGAAGUGACUAUUUUUGGUACUAUCAUAGUUUUUUAAAAUAAGCAGUUGCAUUUCAGGUGAGUGUAAAUACUGUUCUAUGAAAAGGAAUAAUUCAUGCCAGUGGUUCCUAGUGCAUCCAUUGCCAGCAGUGGAUUUUGAAUCAGGAAAUAAGAGUCCUGGGACAAACCUUGCAGAGAAUGGUAGAUGCUGUAUGCUUUCAUCCAGUACUUAUAAAAAUAAGACUAGAUGCAAAUCAUAGCCAACUUAGACAAUAGCUUCCACUUAGGUUUUACAGUUCAACAAGAACUACAAAUGAAUUUAAAAAAUCCAAAUGUUACUAAGUAUCAUAACAACAAGCUUCAGGUUAAAAACAACACUACUUGUGGGGUUGUGACCAGUACAGAGGGAUUCAACUGUCUGUAAUACAAACACCAACAAAAUAUGCAAGGAGUAGGUCACAUGGAGAAGGAGAGAAUGUGUAUCCAGCCUGACUUGAUGUAUUCCUGGGUCCAAAGCAAUGUGACUGUAGUAUGGCCAAGUGUUUUUAGACAGAAAAGUUAGUCUGCAAGGGGAAGGGAGAGAAAUGUAUGCCAGAUAGCUGCUGCUCAAGAUUUGUGCCUUUUGCUUUACUGACAAACCAAUUUACUGCUGCUUUUGUACUAAUACAAGGAAGGGUGGGGGCCCUUCCAUCAAUCAAGGAUAACAUGAAGCAGUUCAUACAAGUAACAAAAAUGUGACUUUU